CUGGCAAAGCACACUUUCACUUUCAUAAUGACACUUCCUGUUUUUAUUUCGACACAACAAACUGAAACAACCUGGGAAGCUGAAGAUAUAUACCUGCGUUUAAAUUGCCUAAAAUAAGAUGUCGGCUUCGUGUGAAACAUUUCCGAUGUUUUUGCUUGACGGUGGUAUUCCUAAGGUUUCAGAAACAGAUUCUGAAGAUGACAGCGAUUCAGCUUCUAACUCGGAUACUGACUACGAAUUCCCAGAACCAACAACGUUUCCAAUCUCGGCCACAAGCUUUCCAGGACCAAGACGUGUAAAGGUGACAGAAUUUCGACCAGUAAUACACCAGGAGGGUUACACCACAACCUACAGAAUUAGAGUUGGUGGUGGCACACAAGAAAAAUGACAAUAUUGAAGUUAUUAAACCCAUCAAAGUGACGAAAACUCACAUCAAAAUAAAGGUCAAAGAAAUGUCUCUCUUUGGUCUGUUAAGAAGAAAGAAGAAAUCUAAAAUCAGAGCGCUGGUUCUUCUGUUUCUCAGCAAACUUGUGACAAGAAAAGCGUUAGAUGUGCACUUGCUCCCCUCAAACGUUGUUCUGGAUGAAGUUAAAAAGAAACAGGAAAAUGGGACUUUCCUUCGAAUGCCUGCUGAAUGUGUUAUAAUGGAGGGUGAAACAUACAACAUUUCAUGUGACCUUGAAGAGGCACGGGUUCAACCGAAACAACAUGUUUAUUAUAGAGACUACAAUCAGAACUUCCUCCCAACAUUUCAGAUCAUUUUGAACGAUGAUGUGAUUGACCUGGAGCUACAGCUUUUCAAAAGCAGUGACAAAAACACAGCAAUCUGGUCUCGCUGGGUACCCAUUGAUGUCUGCAGAUCGUCACAACCGCCUGUUCAGAGGCUGAUGGCGAUGAGGAAGGACUUCAUUGAGGGGGUGAACGUCUCUGUCAUCGGAAGCCUGCUGGAUGACUUGCUGCAGAUCAGAGUGUUGAACGAUAGCGAGGUGGAGGCAGUGAAGCAGGGGGAGACCUGCACCAGUGCCAAGGCUCGCAACCUGAUCGACAUGGUGAAAGAGAUGCACAAAGGCCGUAUUUUCAUUGAGACAAGUUCACAAUGUCGUCUUUUGGAAGAUAAAAAGUACAGCGUUUCAUGUGACCUGGAAUCUGUUCAUAUUCAACCAGAUGUAAGCGAAGCUGCACUCAGCUGAUUGUGUGUGUGUGUGUGUGUCUCUGUUCAUAUUCAACCAGAUGUAAGGGAAGCUGUACUCAGCUGAUUAAAACAUGUUUGUGUGUCUGUGUGUGUGUGUGUGUCUCUGUUCAUAUUCAAGCAGAUGUAAGCGAAGCUGUACUCAGCUGAUUAAAACAUGUGUGUCUGUGUGUGUCUCUGUGUGUGUGUGUGUCUCUGUGUGUGUCUCUGUGU
Acipenser ruthenus (sterlet) is the source of this 1402-nucleotide messenger RNA. RefSeq lists its product as uncharacterized. The coding region runs from base 453 to 1190 and encodes 245 amino acids. The transcript is spliced from 9 exons. NCBI's taxonomy places the organism in Eukaryota, Metazoa, Chordata, Actinopteri, Acipenseriformes, Acipenseridae. Gene Ontology annotation, biological process: regulation of apoptotic process. The record is from RefSeq and is a predicted model, not a curated record.